This is a messenger RNA of Zeugodacus cucurbitae (melon fly), 1937 nucleotides long. RefSeq names its product putative zinc finger protein 286B. Gene Ontology annotation, cellular component: nucleus. Lineage: Eukaryota; Metazoa; Arthropoda; Insecta; Diptera; Tephritidae. The record is from RefSeq and is a predicted model, not a curated record. Gene Ontology annotation, biological process: regulation of transcription by RNA polymerase II. Gene Ontology annotation, molecular function: DNA-binding transcription factor activity, RNA polymerase II-specific; RNA polymerase II transcription regulatory region sequence-specific DNA binding; zinc ion binding. The transcript is spliced from 6 exons.
CAACUGAUAUUCGUGUACUGUGAUAAAAAGAAUAACAACAAUUUUAAACAAUUCCCUUGUGAGAUUUGUUUAUAAACAGUUUAGCACUAAGUAUAAUUUUAAAUGUGAUGUCUCAAGAGGAAGAGGUGGUAAACAGCUGUCGAGUUUGUCGUAGCGCCAACCAGGAUGGAGAAUACGAGUGUCUGUACGUUGUGCAAGUAUUAGAAGAAAGUGGUGUGAUGCAGUCACACACAUGGCAGCUGACCGAUACGGGCAAGUUAUAUGAAGAAAUGCUCGGUGUUGAGAUUGAAGCCACAACCAUGGAAAUAUAUCCACAGUAUCUGUGUAAUAGUUGUGAUUUACAAAUGCGGCUAUUUCGCAAGCUAACCAUGAGGGCGCGACGUACAUUAGAAGAGUUGGCGAAAAUUUACCCCAUCACCGUUGAAUGUAAUGCGCAUGAAGAAGAGCAGCGUGUGUAUGAGACACAUUAGCAUUCAGAGGAAGAAUUUAUAGAAUGCGAAACGUCAGAAAUAGCUAAUGAAAAUAAUGUAAUCGCCGCACUGCUAGCGGAUGCAAGCACAAAUGUAACAGAGCAAGAACAAAACGUUUUUGAAGACUGCAGCGAAGAGGUAGCAUACACACCAACCAACGUGGAAGAAGUUAAUUACAUACAAGAUUAUGCGCCAGUAGUGGCGACACCAACACAAGUAGAAACAAAUGCGGCACUAAAUGAAAUAUUAGCAGAAGCUAUCGACAAUACUGAACUGCAGUAUUACGAAGAGGAGCAGACCGCGCACAUUGCAUACGCACAACCAGCGGAAGAAUGUGCAGAUAUUAAAGCGGAAAGUGACAACAAAUGUAACGAUUUUGUUUCGUUAUUUGAAGAGCACUCUGUCGCAGAAAGUAAUGAUUUGAAACAAGAACCGGUGGAAUUUUUCGAUGUACAUUAUUUGGAAGACACCAAUAGCAGUCUACCGAUUAAUGCGUUGGAGCGACCAAAAGUGUCAGGCGCAUGUAAUGGCGGCAAUAUACGCCGCGCAUACGAAUGUCAAGCUUGCGGCUUAGAAUUCUUACGACGCACUGAUUUUCUGCAACAUCGUAAAACGGUGCACUACAACAAAUUUCCAUGUCCCUAUUGCACCAAACUACUACAUACCAACGAUGCCUUACGUGUGCACCUGCGUCUACACACCGGUGAGCCGGCUUUUAAAUGUGAUAUCUGUCAGCGUACAUUCAAUCAAAAAGUGCAUUACCGUUAUCACAUGGAUCGGCAUAAUAAUGUGCGUAAUUUCAAGUGUACGGAAUGCGUAAAAGCAUUUCUGUCCAAGCACGAUUUGACGGUACAUAUGCGUACGCAUACCGGUGAACGACCGUUUGAAUGCGAAAUUUGCGGCAAAGACUUUCUCAUACUGCAACACUUAAAAAUGCAUCGUUAUUCACAUACGAGCAAAUCCUUUGAGUGCGCUGAGUGCAAACAAAAAUUUACAUCGCCAUCGACGUUACGCAUACACCAACUCACGAUACACACUGCCGAACGUCGAUUUCAGUGCGAAUUUUGUGUGAAGCGAUUUCGACGAAAACACCACUUGAUUGCGCACUACAAAGUACAUCAAAAAUCCGACGCGAAUGCGCAUGAUUACGACGAUUUGGUCGAGGAGGGCGAAGAGUUUAUGGAUGACUAUCAAAUGAUGUCUUCUGACGUGCAUGAGCAACAGUUGGCCAUGCAGCAACAUCAGGGUGUAAGCGAGUUCCUAGAAAUUAACGAGGAAGGACACAUCGAUAGCAUAUUGGUGGUGGACGAUGUGCAUGGUGGUGAUGGACAAGCCUUAUAUGGUGCUGAUUACGAGAUCGGUGUGGCUGAGGAGAAUGCGAAUAUGACUUUUUAAAUGUACCUACACACAUACAUAUAUAUUAAGUGGAUUUUGUUGAAAAAAUACAUAAUUUUGUAUAAUUUGAAA